UAUUCCUUCCUUCCUUCCUUCCUUCUCAACAAUAAUAUAAUAUUAUUAUUAUUCAAAAUCAAAAUGUUGGCAAUCUUCCACAAAGCAUUCGCACACCCACCAGAAGAACUCAAAAGCCCAGCAAAACACAAAACCCAGCCCAAACUCCCUGAAGAAACACUACAAGAAUUCUUGUCCGUACACCCCACUAACACCUUCUCCAUGACGUUCGGUGAUGCCGCCGUACUUGCUUACGUUAAACCCAACUUGAAUUACUCAGUAAAUCAAAGGUUGUUCACUUCUUUUGAUGAUAUUUACUGUUUGUUCAUGGGGAGCUUGAACAACCUGUGUUCUCAGAUUAAGCAGUACGGGCUGUCCAAGAACACCAACGAGGCCAUGUUCGUGAUUGAAGCCUACCGCACCUUGCGCGACCGCGGGCCCUACCCCGCGGAUCAGGUUAUCAAGGAUCUUGAAGGGAGUUUUGCGUUUGUCGUUUAUGAUAGCAAGACCGGCACUGUUUUCACCGCCCUGGGUUCGGAUGGUGGAGUGAAGUUGUAUUGGGGUAUAGCAGCUGAUGGGUCUGUGGUAAUUUCUGAUGAUUUAGAGGUUAUAAAAGCAGGUUGUGCUAAAUCAUUUGCACCGUUUCCUAAAGGGUGUAUGUUCCAUAGUGAAGGUGGUUUAAUGAGUUUUGAGCAUCCAAUGAACAAGCUUAAGGCAAUGCCAAGGGUGGAUAGUGAAGGGGUGAUGUGUGGGUCCAAUUUCAAAGUGGACACUUACUCAAGGGUCAACUCUAUCCCUCGUAGGGGCAGUGAAGCCAAUUGGACCCAGUGGGAUGAUCAUUAUGCAUCUUAAUUCUUCUUGAAUCUUGAUCAGCUUCCAACAUCCCUUUUUUUUUUUACUUUAAAAGUUUGUUUGUUUGCUUUUCUAUUUUGUUAUUUUGGAUUUCCUGAAUGUAAAUAUUUGAUUUUGUUUGAGAAUAAUAAUUAUGAUGGUUUCUAGUGU
Molecule: messenger RNA, 981 nt
Organism: Helianthus annuus (common sunflower)
Lineage: Eukaryota; Viridiplantae; Streptophyta; Magnoliopsida; Asterales; Asteraceae
Product: stem-specific protein TSJT1
Exons: 3
Coding region: 64-831 (255 amino acids)
Source: RefSeq, a predicted model, not a curated record